GAGGGGAGGAGGGGGCCGCGCGCGCCGGGAGCGCGCCCCCCGCACCUGCUCCUGCUCCCGCGCCCGCGCUCUGGGCGCCGUGCGCUCGCCGACCUCGCGCGCCCGGUGGAGCCAGCCGGGCGCGCGCGCAGACCCCCUUUCCUGGCGGCCUCGCCGGCUGCGGCCCGGCGCUGCUCGUCGGACGCCCCUGAAAGGCUCGCCCGUCCCCCCCGCCCCCCGCACCCGUCCCCCUCACACUCCGGGCUGGCGGUGGGCGAGGGUGGGGACACCACCCCACCCCAAAGGCAGUGGUUGUCCUCCAGUCCAGUCCCCCUCCCCGGAUCGCACCAUGUGAUUCUGGAGAAGCGGUUGCCCCGCCAUCUGUGCGCCUGUUCCAAGGGCUCGCAGUGACAUCUGCAGCCCCUGCUCCUAACUGCACCUGUGCUCCCCCUCCCUCCACUUGGGACACCCCAGCUCUGAUGAUGAUGCUGGUGGUGGCGGUGGUUUAUUGUGUCCUUACUAUGUGUCAAAGGACAGCCCUGGUAUAUCCAUUUCCCGGGACCAGCGGGACCCCAGGAUGUCCCCUUGGCCCCUGAGUCCCUUUCUUCUCACUCCCUGCCUGGCCAUUGUGUCCGAAUCUUGGCCCGGCACUUCCUAGAGGAGGGAGCUUGGGCAGCUGGCACGGCUCCCCUGUGCCUGGGUUUCUCCAUUUGCCAAGUGAGGGUGGUUGUGACCUUCUCAGAGGGCUGAUGUCUCCUGAUGCUCUGUGUCCUGAGCGGUUUGUGUGAAUCAUCCUCAUGGCAUGUCCCCGGGAGGCAGUGGAACUCCGUCCUAUUGUGCAGAAGGCUUAACUGAGGCUCAGAAAAGUGUGCACCUGGCCCAGAGCCACACACAGAGCGACAGACUCAGGAAUGAAACCCAGAACAUCUGCCUCCGGAGACUAGACUCCAGUGUAUUUCCUCACCAGCCGCUGGGGGUCAGACACCACCUGGGAGCACGGCCUUUCUUCCGGUCCUGCCCUGGCCCUCCCACUUCUGCGAUCAAGAGCGCGGACAGAAUCAUUUCCAGGCCUCUGUAGCCCUGGAGUUUGCUGGGCGCUCUGCCUUGAGGAUCACAGCACUGGCCUGUAGCCUCAGUUGGACUCUCUCCUCCCUUGAAGAUUUUUCUUUAUUUUGGCUCAAAUUGACCUUGAACUUCAUGAUCCGUGGCAGGGGUGAGGGAAGCCUGGGGCACGUGUCUGGGGCUCAGGGCAGUGCCUGUUUACCAGCUGGCACAGAAUUAUCCUGUCCUUUUACUCCCCAGCAUGGCUACCAUUGUGCGUCCAGGUGAAUGUCAGCCAAACCCAGGUUGCGAGACCCAGACAGAGGGAUGGGCGAGGUCUCAGGGAACCAGGGCGCUCCAGACCUACCCUGCACUGACGGCUGCCCCCUUUCUCCUCGUAGCCCGGCUCCAGUACCCAGACCCAAGUCCUCCACUGCUCAAUGGACACCCCCAGCCCAGACCCGUUGCCUUCGCCUUUGCCCGGGGAGGAAGAGAAACCUCUGGCCUUAUCUUCUGCUGUCCCCCGGGGCCGCCCGGGUGAGCGUCCGGGAGGGGCCUCCUCCUCCAAUCAGACGCUCAAGGCCUGCCCCCCUCGCAAACGAGGCCGCCCCCCCAAGUCAGGGCAGGAGCCCCCGCUGGCACAGGGGGUGACCGCCCCGGUGGGCAGCGGCCGGGAUGGCAACGACCUCCUGCUGAUCGAUGAUCAGGGUGUGCCCUAUACCGUCUCAGAAGGGGCCUUGGCGGACGGGCCUGAGGGCUCGGGCCCCAAGAAGACCCCGCACUUCUGCCCAGUGUGCCUGCGGGCCUUCCCCUACCUCUCGGACCUGGAGCGCCAUAGCAUCUCGCACUCCGAGCUGAAACCACACGAGUGCAAGGAUUGCGGCAAGACCUUCAAGCGGUCCAGCCACCUGCGGCGGCACUGCAACAUCCACACUGGCCUGCGGCCCUUCCGCUGCCAGCUCUGCCCCCGCCGCUUCCGCGAGGCUGGGGAGCUGGCGCACCACCACCGUGUCCACUCCGGGGAGCGUCCCUACCAGUGCCCCAUCUGCCGGAUGCGCUUCACAGAGGCCAACUCGCUCAGGCGCCAUGCCAAACGCAAGCACCCCGAGACGAUGGGAGCCCCUGUGUGUCCCCCAGAACCAGGGCCUGAGCUACCGUGGGACCACGAGGGCAUCCUGGCCACAGAGGGGGCCGAGGAAGAGGAGGAGGAGCCGGAGGGAAAAGAGCUGGCCUGACCCACACCCCCGGCCAGGUUUAGGGCUGGGGCUUCAGCUGGUGCUGCGCCUGGGUUGUGUAGCCCAGACACCCUCCUGUCUGGUGGGAUUCUUGUGGGAGGGGAUUCCAGGUGAGGACCGCAACUUCUGGUGGGCCCUGCUGCCUUCUGCCACCUUCUCCCGGACUUACAGGCCCUUGGACGCAGGGGCCACAGAAAUAAAUCCCUGCCGCCUGGCUCCCCCGUGUGUUCAGUGCUGGUGGGAGGCCUGGCCUUCCUCUGCUUCUCUUUUUCUUGUUAGAAGAGGAAGGGAGAGGGAGAGAAAAGGGAUCGGCUGCCUCCUUCACGCCCCUACUGGGAUCAAGCCCCAAACCCAGGCAUGUGACCUGACCAGAAAGUGAACCAGCCACCUCCAGGUGCAUGGAGCGACUCUCAGCCAACUGAGCCACACUGGCCAGGGCUACUCCUCCUUUUCAAUUGCCCUCUGCCCCUACACCGCCCAUGGGAGUGCUUGGGAUUUGGGAGUCUCCAUGUCACGUGCCUUUAACUUGGUGAUAAAGAAGUGGCUUGGUGGCAGCCUCUGUCCCCUCUCCCAGCUCUAGCAGACCCGGAAGCACUCCCCUAAAUAUCCACUCUAAGGAAAACAUUGCGCCUUCUGUACAGAUGACACUCCAGGCCCACCCUCCCCCAGUCCAGCCAGAUUCAUGGAGAGUCUGCAGCCACCACUUUGCCCCAUCUCCUUUUCCUGACCGCGUUUGGAAGAAAAACUGAGUUGAUAGUAGUGGUUAGAACUGACAACUUUGCUGGGCUUAGGUAGGUAAAGGGUGUGGCCUGGAGGGGUGUGGACUGAGCAAGGAGGCUUACUGGGCAGGUAGGUGAGAACUGUGGGCGGGGCUUAGGAGAAGGCCUCUGUGAGCUGGAGUGGUGCUUACAGUGGCUCCGGGGCUGUGGGCAGUGAGUGAUGGAUCUAGGUAUGGAGAGGGUUUAGCUGAGAGGAGGGGCUUCAAGGGGAAACUAGGAGAGCAAGGUGUCAGGAGGGGUGGGCAUGGCUGCUGUUCAGGCCAAGGGAAGAGGGGGAACCUCAGAGGAGUAACUGAGGGAAUCCCAGAGAGGGGGAGCUUAGCAGGAUGGGCCCGAUAGAACUGGGCGGAGCUGCGGGGGCAGAGCUGAGCCAGGGGCGAGGUUUGCAGGAAUAUAUAAGGGGCAAUGCAGGUGUGGAUAAGCUGUGGUUCUGACUUCACCCUGCACCACAAUUACCUGGAGGGUGUUUCAUUUUAAUUUUUAAUAGAAUUAUAGCUGACAUAUACUCAUUAGUGUCAGGUCUCUAGCAGUGGUGUGGUAUUUCUGUACCUUAUGAAAUGAUCACAAUAAGUAGUUACCAUCUGUCGCCAUACAAAGCUAUCACGGUAUUACUGACUGUGUCCCCUAUUCUGUACCUGACAUCCUGUGACUUGCGUAUCUAUAACUGGAAGUUCCUACGCCCAGGGUUUCUGGUUCAGAAUUUCUGUAGCGGGGCCCUGAGCAUUCCCCUUUCUAACCCUUUCCCGGUGAUGCCGCUGUUCGGUCGGAGGGAAGUCCAGGAGCCGGUGCAUGCCAUCGCAAGGCAGAUGGUGAUGCAGACACUGGUUCCUUCCUGGAACCCGUAACAGACCUGCCCGGGUGUUAUGGGGUAACCUGUGAGAGACCGCCAGAGCCAAAGGGUAAAGUUUAGGAGCCUUUAUUCAGCUGGCCAGCGCCUGCAGUGCCGGUAACCGAAGCCAGGAUGGAAACUGCAGCCCCGACCAGACGUAGAAGUGAGCUUUUAUUCACAAAAACCACAAAACGGCUGGCCAAACACACCAAGUUCGCUGCUCCAUUUCUUAUACCUUUGAAAGGUUAGGUUCCUGGAACGCGUCACCCCUGGCUAAACCGUGACCUGCUCUUUUUGGCUGCAAAAAAUGUGAAAAGGAAGCUGCAGUCUUUGCAGCCGAGCCAGGGACGGCGGUGACCUAAGUUAACUGUGAGCUACGAUUGUUCCUCCGCCCUGGGGCGUUCAUUACCCUGGGACCGUGACAGACCUGCCCGCGGGGGAAACCCCACAGCUCCCGCUCCCGCCCCCAUGAGCAGGUGCAUAAAGAAGUGCCUCCACUCCUCUGUGGCGGGACUUCCCUGGCCCCGCGCAAAUUAAAGCUCCUCUUUCUGACUGGCCUGGCUCUGACCUUGUCUCCUGUGCCGCGAACCUCACAGCAGCCCCCUGCCUCCUCAAGUUCAUCUGCUCCUGGAUCGCGGAGAUGUCACGGGUGACUGAAGUAGCUAAGACGAUUUCGGCGCCCCCUAUCACCAAAAGGCAGGGAUGUUAGGUCGGAGGGAAGUCCAAGAGCCGAUGCAUGCAAUCUCAAGGCAAAUGGAGAUACAGAUACUGGUUCCUUCCUGGAACCUGUACCAGACCAGUGCACCAGGCAGAUGGUGACGCAGAUACUGGAACUUUCCCGAAAGCCGUAACAGACCUGCCCGAGGCGGAAACUCCCACAGAUCAUGCUUCCCUGCCCUCACUGAACAGCUGUAUAAAAAAAGUGCCUCCACUCCCUUUUGGCGCUACUUCACUGGCCCUGCACUUGGACCCAUGAACUUCGCCUGGGAGUGCAGAUUAAAGUUCCUCUUUUUGACUUG
This is a messenger RNA of Myotis myotis, 4882 nucleotides long. Its product is annotated as zinc finger protein 524-like. The transcript has 3 exons. Gene Ontology annotation, cellular component: nucleus. The coding region runs from base 1461 to 2255 and encodes 264 amino acids. The record is from RefSeq and is a predicted model, not a curated record. NCBI's taxonomy places the organism in Eukaryota, Metazoa, Chordata, Mammalia, Chiroptera, Vespertilionidae.